Zophobas morio is the source of this 2632-nucleotide messenger RNA. Its product is annotated as hemicentin-2-like. The coding region runs from base 678 to 1595 and encodes 305 amino acids. NCBI's taxonomy places the organism in Eukaryota, Metazoa, Arthropoda, Insecta, Coleoptera, Tenebrionidae. The record is from RefSeq and is a predicted model, not a curated record. Gene Ontology annotation, cellular component: neuron projection membrane. Gene Ontology annotation, biological process: synapse organization. The transcript is spliced from 5 exons.
GCACAAGUUAAGCCACGACUACACUCUGCGAAACGCGUGCUGGCAUGUGACGCGUCUGUCGUUACCCAUUUGUCAUUUAUGACAAGUGUCAGUUGUCGCUGUGGAUUUGCCGCCAACAGCACCGCACGGCUGCUCUCCUCGGAUACUUUGCAUCUUCCUUAAUUAUUAAGUGUUGUCAUUUCCGGAUUUCCGCAUUCCUCGUUGCGACAGGUCUGACGGAUUGGAAUCAGGGUGUUUUAAUUGAAAGUGAACUUUGCGUAAGUUGUUUCUGGAAGACGUUAUUGCGUUCCCAGCAGCAAAUAACAUUAGCUUUGCUCCACAGUUAAGGUGUGAACAUUUCCUUUAUGAUUGUGAACUUAAUUUAAUUCUGUUCCGCUAGUGUAAUUUAAUAAGCGAGAAGAUCGUUCGCUAUUCUAGCAUGGUUCGUCAUAACUGCGCUAAAAGAGGAUCGGUUUUCUCGAUUUAAAAGGACUAACUCCGCGCACUACCGCGCUGGUAUCUGGAUAGAUAUUUAAUGCCCCAGAUACCGAGGCAUUAGAGUGGUCGAGCGGAGAAAAGCCUUAAUAAUUGUGGACAUGUAAGUUGAUAACCCGGGCUGAUAAGAUUAAAAUGUCAAAAUUAUUUACGCAGUGUGUAGUGCAGUGAUUCUGUAGUGUCUUCGAACGACGACCACCAACAUGAAAACUCUCACCCCAUCUCCGAGGAGCUCUUCAGGCCUUCUCGUGCUGACGUCCUGGGUCCUCAUCCUACUCGAGCUGUGCACAGUGUUUUCCGGGGGAGAGGCGGCCCAUGCAGUUAAAAGAUUCACAGGAUUAUACACCGGGCCAUACUUUGAUCCCACAACGACCACCAACAUAACGACACAAUUGGGAACGCACGCAUACCUCCCUUGUAAAGUAAAACAGCUGGGCAACAAAUCCGUGUCGUGGAUCAGAAGAAGAGACGCUCAUAUUCUCACCGUAGAUAGGUAUACCUUCAUCGCCGACGAUCGUUUCCAGGCUUUUCUAGUGGAAGCCACCGACACCUGGACGCUACAAGUCAAGUACGUGCAACCCAGGGACGCCGGACAGUAUGAGUGUCAAGUCAGCACCGAACCCAAAAUGAGCCACUUCAUCACCCUGAACGUCGUGGUUCCUAAAAUUGAAAUAUCGGGGGAGUCCGACAUUUAUGUGAAGACCGGAAGCACCGUAAGUCUCAGAUGCGUGAUCACCCAGUCUUUGGAAGAACCAGCUUACAUCUUUUGGUAUCACGACGGCGAACGCGUCCUGAAAUAUGAUCGCAGUGCAAUUGAUAUACGCACAGAUCGUGUGGGAACAGACACCACAGUGAGCACACUCAUCAUUUUCCACGCCCGGACGGAAGAUUCAGGAAACUACACCUGCAGCCCCUCCAAUCUAGACUCAGCAAGCGUCCUGCUACACGUUCUCAACGGGGAACACCCCGCCGCGAUGCAACGAGGCAAGAAUUCGGCUUCUCCCAUCCCCGCUUGGUCGCACCUCUCCAUGGGAAUUGGUCUCGCCGCUUGCACCCCACCAAGAUUCGCCAUCGCCGUGGCCCUCAGCUUAGCAGUUUUAGUAGAACUGUUAGCUACAUAAGCAUCCAACGUCCGAGUCGAAGCCCAAGGGCUCAUCCCGCUUACGGUCAUUGUUUCGGAGUUUUGUUACUUAUUUUUUAAUUAGAUUUUAUAACAAACAUCAAAACAAACAAAACGAAACUUGUACUAUAGCAAAAUUUUACAUUCUAGACGUACUCAUGACAUUUUUUAUACGUUAGGGUUUAUUUCGAGUUGUAGCUUACGAACGGAAAACCAGCCAUCGACCAAACACCUUGUACCGAAUUAUAUUCUAGAAUUAAUCUGAUAAGUGUAAGCAAGUCUUCUGUUAGUUUGAAGUAGAAUUUUGACAAAAAGAUUUAGCAUAUUCGUAACGACAAUCUAAUUUUUCGAUUUUAGUUUGUUGAGCAACUGUGAUACUAUGAGUUCGUCGUUAGGAUGAUUUUGUUCAAAACUGGUGGUUUAUGGUUGCUGGUUGUUUUCCAGUUCGAACAUUUUUUACUUAUUUUGUCAUAUAACAUACACGUAACUUCAGGAACUGUCCUCUUUCAUCUUACAUACCUACAUACAUAAUAUAAAUGUAAUUUUUAAUAAGAGAAUUUACUUCAUGUGUGAAGUGAGACUACACUACUUACUGUUGAACUUGCAGUGUUUUGUUUGUAAAUAUUCCAGGUUAUUCAGUGAAAAGGACACAUACUGAAAUGUGAGUUAAUUAAGCCUAAAAUUAAAGGUGUGAUUAAUUAGAUAAGUUAGUUAGUUAUAAAUGUAAAAUGAAUAUCAUUGCAGUUGUAUUUCUGAAAUGGGUGAAAGAGCUGAUGUAUAAAGUAUUUUUACUGUAAAAAUUUUGAUUAUCUGUUUAAUUGUUUUUAAAAACUCGAAUAUUCGUUUUGCAAUGCUGUAAAUCUUUCAUUUUAAUGUUGUAUAAAAAAGGUCUAGCGUUCAUAAUUCAAAUAAAAUGUAAAUGAUCCGCUGUUACUCAAAUCUGUGAAAUUAUUAGCCCUUAGGACUUACCUUUAUUUUAUAUCAAUUUUAUUGAUGUAUUUUAGGUAAGUACAGAAUGUAACCCAACUUUAUGUUGAA